Messenger RNA from Rotaria socialis, 3096 nucleotides. Lineage: Eukaryota; Metazoa; Rotifera; Eurotatoria; Philodinida; Philodinidae. The record is from the annotation of a GenBank genome assembly.
AUGCCUCUGCGCCUUGAUGUUAAGCGCAAAUUGUCUGUUCGUUCAGAUCGUGUUAAAUGUGUUGAUAUUCAUCCGAACGAACCAUGGAUCUUAGUAACACUUUAUAAUGGUCAUGCGCAUAUUUAUAAUCAUGACACUCAACAAUUAAUUAAAACAUUCGAAAUAUGUGAUGUACCUGUUCGUUCAGGCAAAUUUAUUGUCCGAAAAAAUUGGGCAGUUACUGCUUCUGAUGAUAUGCUUGUACGCGUAUAUAACUAUAAUACACUUGAAAGAUUACAUCAAUUUGAAGCACAUAGUGAUUAUAUUCGUUCAAUUGUUGUUCAUCCAACACAACCUUAUAUUCUUACUAGUAGUGAUGAUAUGACAAUUAAAUUAUGGGAUUGGGAUGCAAAAUGGGCAUUAAAACAGACUUUUGAAGGCCAUAUUCACUAUGUAAUGCAAAUAGCUAUUAAUCCAAAAGAUAAUAAUACAUUUGCAUCAGCAUCACUUGAUCGUACUGUCAAAGUAUGGCAAUUAGGAUCUACUCAAGCAAAUUUUACACUUGAAGGUCAUGAAAAAGGUGUCAAUUGUGUUGAUUAUUAUUCAGGUGGUGACAAACCAUAUCUUGUUUCGGGUGGUGAUGAUCGUCUUGUGAAAAUUUGGGAUUAUCAAAAUAAAACAUGUGUACAAACAUUAGAAGGACACUCACAAAAUGUCGGUUGUGUUGCAUUUCAUCCUGAAUUACCUAUUAUAUUAAGUGGUUCAGAAGAUGGUACUGUUAAAUUGUGGCAUUCAAAUACAUAUCGUCUUGAAUCAACACUUAAUUAUGGUCUCGAACGAUGUUGGACAAUAGCAUGCUUGAAAGGAUCAAAUAAUGUUGCAUUAGGUUACGAUGAAGGAACAAUGAUGAUUAAAUUGGGUCGAGAAGAACCAGCUAUGUCAAUGGAUGCAUCGACUGGUAAAAUCGUGUGGGCUAAACAUUGUGAAAUUCAACAAGUUAAUUUAAAACAAUUAAAUAUCGAUCAACAAUUGAAAGACGGAGAAAAAGUUCCAUUAAAUGUUAAAGAAAUGGGCAGUUGUGAAAUCUAUCCACAAACAUUAUCUCAUUCACCAAAUGGACGAUUUGUUGUUGUUUGUGGUGAUGGUGAAUAUAUUAUUUAUACAGCAAUAACAUUACGUAAUAAAAGUUAUGGUAGUGCUAUGGAAUUUGUUUGGUCACAAGAUUCAUCCGAAUAUGCUGUACGCGAUGGAAAUAUGGUUAAAAUAUUUAAAAAUUUCAAAGAAAAGAAAACAUUUAAACCUGAAGCUGGCGCAGAAAAUAUUUUUGGUGGAUCACUUUUAGGUGUUAGAUCAUAUUCUGGUCUAUCAUUUUACGAUUGGGAAACAACGACUUUAAUUCGUCGUAUUGAAAUUGCACCAAAAACUCUUUAUUGGAGUCAAAAUGGUGAAUUAGUUUGCAUUGCAACAGAAGAGUCAUAUUAUGUUCUACGGUAUAAUCCUCAAGCUGUAGCAGCUGCAACGACAAACAAAGAGCUUGUAUCGGAAGAUGGAAUUGAGGAUGCAUUUGAUGCACUUAGUGAAAUACCUGAAAUAGUGAGAACAGGUGUAUGGGUUGGCGAUUGUUUUAUGUAUACGAAUUCUCUUAAUCGUAUAAAUUAUUAUGUUGGUGGUGAAAUUGUAACAAUAUCACACUUGGAUAGAGUAAUGUAUUUAUUAGGUUAUGUUUCCAAUGAAAAUCGUCUUUAUUUGGGUGAUAAAGAAAUGUCUAUUGUAUCGUUUGAAUUAUCCUUAGCCGUACUUGAAUAUCAAACAGCUGUUAUGCGUAAAGAUUUUGAAACAGCUGAUCAAGUUCUUCCAACAAUUGCAAAAGAGCAACGAACACGUGUUGCACAUUUUCUUGAAAAACAAGGUUAUCGUCAACAAGCAUUGGCUGUUACAUUGGACAAUGAACAUAAAUUUGAUUUAGCACUUCAAUUAGGAAAUUUAACUGUUUGUUAUGAGCUCGCAGUUGAAAUGGAAAAUGAACAAAAGUGGUUACAAUUAUCUGAGCUUGCAACAAAAGCUGGAGAUUUAAAUUUAGUACAAGAAUGUUUAACACGAGCACAAUCAUUUGGUUCACUUAUUUUAUUAGCAAGUGCAUCAAGCAAUAAGCAAUUAAUGUCAACCAUUGGUGAACAAUCAAGAAAAAAUGGACAAUUCAAUAUAGCUUUUCUAUCCAAUUUUGUAUUGGGAAAAUUAGAUACAUGUUUAGAUAUUCUUAUUGAAAAUCAACGUAUACCUGAAGCAGCUUUCUUUGCUCGAACAUAUUUACCAUCACAAAUUGGUCGCAUUGUUAAUUUAUGGCGAGAGAAAUUAAAACAAAUGAAUAUGGAACGUUCAGCACAAGCAUUAGCUAAUCCAACUGAUUAUGAAAAUCUGUUCCCAGGUCUUGUUGAUACAUACAAAACAGAACAAUUUUUAAAAGAAGAAGCAAAAACUCAUUUAGCUCGUGAUUUUCCAACAAUACACCCCAAUUGGGAACGAAAUCCUGUUGCUGAAAUGAAAGAAGCGGAAGAAAAUGAGGAGUUUUUUUAUCAUCCAGUGCAAUUGAAAAAAGACACUAAAGAUGAAAAUGAUGAUGAUAAUGAAAAUUUUUCUGACGCAAAUGAAUCACCUAAGCAAGUACCACCAUCUCAAACGAAGCAAACACCAAUCGAUCCUCCUGCAACAACACACAAAACAAGUACUGAAUCAUCGGUAAUAAGUAAAUUAAUUUCAGCUGCUCCCCCAUCAGCAACAAGUUCAUCUGAUCGUGCACGUUCUCAGUCUCCAAUGACUAAACCAGUUAUUUUGCCACCAACAACAAAAGAGAAAACUCCUCCUCCACCAAGUGUUCCUGCACCAUCAGCAAUAUCCAAAGCAGCAAGUGAUAUUAAACCAACGGCUGCUGCUGUUCGCAAAACAUCAUUGAGCGAUCUUGAAAAAGAACUUCAAGAAUUCGAUAUAGACGUCGAUAAAGAUGAUGUAAGCGACGUUGAAAUUGAGCCAUCAACAGGAGCUAAUAAAAAAUCUGCUGAUGAGGAUGAGGAUCUUCAAUUUGAUGAUGAUGAUGUAGAUGAAUUUCUCAGAGAUACUUGA